ACCCGACCGCGACGCGCCAUGUCGCCAGUUGCCACUUGACGGAGCACUCAGCUCUCACCAGUUGGAAAACAAAAGUGAAAACUCGAGUCGGUUCCACAUCUGCUUCUAACGACGGACUCGGGUUUAACAAAGUGCUAGUACCGAUGCUUUAAAGACUAUAAAACAGCGAGCACAAGCCACAGCCGCCAUGUCGUCGGUGAAGGUGGCGGUAAGGGUCCGCCCCUUCAACACGCGAGAGAUCUCCAGAGAAUGCAAAUGCAUUAUAGAAAUGUCCGGCAAUACCACAAUUAUACAAAAUCCAAAAGCACCACCCGGCGUCAAAGACAGCGCUAAGAGCUUCAAUUUCGAUUUUUCAUACUGGUCACACAACCCAAAUGAUCCGGAAUUCUCAUCCCAAAUCAUGGUCUACAAGGACAUUGGGGAGGAGAUGUUGCAACACGCUUUUGAUGGGUACAAUAUAUGCAUAUUCGCAUACGGACAGACGGGUGCCGGCAAAUCAUACACCAUGAUGGGCCGCGGCGAGGACGGACAAGAAGGAAUCAUACCACAAAUAUGCAAGGACCUGUUCCGACGUAUCAGACAAACCACUGCUGAUGACCUCAAAUACUCGGUGGAAGUAUCCUACAUGGAGAUUUACUGCGAACGUGUGCGUGACUUACUGAACCCAAAGAACAAAGGCAAUCUGCGUGUACGAGAGCACCCUGCUCUCGGACCCUACGUGGAGGAUCUCAGCAAACUUGCGGUGACCUCGUACCAGGAUAUAUACGACCUCAUUGAUGAAGGCAACAAGGCUAGGACGGUGGCAGCUACCAACAUGAACGAGACUUCGUCCCGUUCCCAUGCCGUUUUCACCAUAUUCUUCACACAACAACGUCACGACAAAACUACCGAUCUUAUGUCCGAAAAGGUGUCGAAAAUAUCCCUGGUGGACUUGGCUGGCUCUGAGCGAGCUGACUCCACGGGAGCUAAGGGAACGCGUCUGAAGGAGGGCGCUAACAUUAACAAGUCUCUCACAACGCUCGGAAAGGUCAUCUCGGCUUUGGCUGAAAUCGCAUCAAAGAAUAAGAAGUCCAAGAAAGCUGACUUCAUACCAUACCGCGAUUCAGUCUUGACGUGGUUGUUACGUGAGAAUUUGGGCGGGAACUCGAAAACGGCCAUGAUAGCUGCUAUUUCGCCGGCGGACAUUAAUUUCGACGAGACGCUCAGCACACUCAGAUAUGCAGAUCGCGCUAAACAGAUCGUAUGCAAGGCGAUCGUCAACGAAGACGCGAACGCUAAACUCAUCCGUGAGCUCAAGGAAGAGAUACUCAAGCUGCGCGAACUGCUUAAGGCUGAAGGGAUCGAGGUGGAAGAAGGACCAGAUGGUAGAGUCGUUUAUGAAAAGAAAGAACCGCCUACCACGGAGGCGACAUCGCCUAUACGUAAGAAGAGCGAGGCUGAAGUGCUGUCUCCGAAAUUGUCAAGAGCCGCCACUACCAUCGCGGAGGAGGCCGUCGACCAACUGCAGGCUUCUGAGAAACUUAUUGCUGAACUGAACGAGACUUGGGAGGAGAAGUUGAAGCGGACCGAACAGAUCCGUGUGCAACGCGAGGCCGUGUUCGCUGAAAUGGGCGUCGCCGUCAAAGAGGGCAUCACUGUAGGCGUGUACUCGCCCAAGAAAACACCGCAUUUGGUCAACUUGAAUGAGGAUCCUAAUUUGUCUGAAUGUCUCAUCUAUUACAUCAAGGACGGUAUAACCCGGCUGGGCACCUCUGAGGCAAAUGUGCCACAAGAUAUACAGCUGUCUGGAUCCCACAUACUCAGUGAGCAUUGCAUCUUCGAGAAUACCGACGGCGUCAUCUGCCUCAUCCCGCACCGUGGCGCCCUUGUUUAUAUCAACGGACGAGAGGUGUCGGAACCAAUAAUUCUCAAGACUGGCUCCCGUGUUAUAUUGGGCAAAAACCACGUAUUCCGUUUCACACACCCCGGCCAACGUCAUGAGGAAACUGUGUCCAACAAGGAGCUGGAUGAUGCUCCUGGCACCGGCGAGAUCGAAGCAAGCAACACAGAAAAUGUUGAUUGGGACUUCGCACAAUGCGAGCUGCUCGAAAAACAGGGUAUCGACCUAAAAGCUGAGAUGCAGAAACGUCUUCUCGCCCUCGAAGAACAAUUCCGCAGGGAGAAGGAGCACGCCGAUCAACAGUUUGAGGAGCAGCGGAAGAACUACGAGGCCCGUAUCGACGCGCUCCAGCGCCAGGUGGAGGAGCAGAGCGUUACCAUGUCCAUGUACAGCUCGUAUACACCUGAGGACUUCCAUAACGAUGAAGACAUAUUCGUGAAUCCUCUGUUUGAGACAGAGUGUUGGUCGGCUCGCGAGGUGGGGCUGGCCGCGUGGGCUUUCCGCAAGUGGAAGUAUCAUCAGUUCACAUCGCUCCGUGACGACCUCUGGGGGAACGCUAUAUUCCUGAAGGAAGCCAACGCGAUUUCCGUGGAGCUCCGCAAGAAGGUACAAUUCCAAUUCACGUUGCUGACCGACACGCCGUAUUCACCGCUGCCAGCCGAGCUGGCGCCCCGCGACGAUGCCGAUGACGAAUACCGACCCUGCCCACCCACUGUGGUCGCCGUAGAAGUAACCGACACUAAGAACGGAGCUACGCAUUAUUGGACCCUCGAGAAGCUACGCCACCGCCUGGAGCUAAUGCGUCAGAUUUACAACAUGAACGAGAGCGCGUACGCGGAGGAAGAGGAGCAGCCACCACUGGUGCUGGCGCCGCCGCCCGCCGUCGCGGCCGUGACCGCCUCCGCUUCCGCCUCCGCGUCCGCCGCCACCGCGGCUCAGUCCGAGAUACUGCAGUGUAUAUCCGCGUGCGCGCAGCAGACGCGCUUGUCGCUAGCCAAUCUGCUGCCGUCGAGGCAACGCCUGGAGCUCAUGCGUGAGAUGUACCACAACGAGGCCGAGCUGUCCCCGACUUCGCCCGACCACAACAUCGAGUCGGUGACCGGCGGCGACCCCUUUUAUGACAGAUUCCCAUGGUUCCGUAUGGUGGGACGGAGCUUCGUGUACCUGUCGAAUCUCCUGUACCCGGUUCCACUCAUUCACAAGGUGGCUAUAGUGAACGAGAAAGGAGACGUGAAAGGCUACCUCCGUGUGGCCGUGCAGGCAGUCAUCGACGCUGAGAAAAAUAACGCAGAAUUCGCUGCCGGUGUGAAACAGUCGGCGAAGAUAUCGUUCGAUGACGACGUGGCGCCAACGCGCUCACGAGUCAAGGCGCUCACCAAUGUUGAGAAAAACAACGCCAUCAAUCUAGAGGACCGUAUCGGCGACCAGCAGGACUCGAACAUCAAAAUUGAAGAUUUGGCGGUAGGUGAGUGCGAUGCGGACAGCGGGCGUGGCGAUAGCUCGCUGGCGUCCGAACUCAAGGAAGAGGAGCUGCCGGAACACCUGACGCCUGGCAAGGAGUUCACCUUCCGCGUCACAGUGCUGCAGGCGCAUAGCAUCUCCACAGAUUAUGCCGACGUUUUCUGCCAGUUUAACUUCCUGCAUCGCAACGAAGAUGCUUUUUCGACAGAGCCCGUCAAGAACACUGGCAAGAAUUCGCCCCUCGGUUUUUAUCACGUACAAAAUAUCACAGUUCCUGUGACGAAAUCGUUCGUCGAAUAUAUAAAAACACAACCGAUCGUUUUCGAAGUCUUCGGACAUUACCAGCAGCACCCGCUACACAAGGACGCGAAGCAGGACAGCGGCGUGGGCGGGCGCACUCCGCCGCGGCGGAUGCUGCCGCCGGCGAUCCCGAUCUCCGCGCCCGUGCGCAGCCCCAAGUGGGGCGCCGCCAGCGUGGCGCCGCCGUGCUGCUCCUCGCACCUGCACUCCAAGCACGACCUGCUCGUCUGGUUCGAGAUCUGCGAGCUCGCGCCCAGCGGCGACUACGUGCCCGCGGUGGUGGAGCAUAGCGAUGAGCUGCCGUGCCGGGGUCUGUUCUUGCUGCAUCAGGGCAUCCAACGCCGCAUCCGCAUCACAAUCCUGCACGAGCCGUCUUCAGACCUGCAGUGGAGCGACGUGCGCGAACUAGUCGUUGGUCGUAUCCGUAAUACACCCGAAGCGAAUGAGGAUGCGUCUGACGGCGACGAGGACGGUGCUCUCUCCCUCGGCCUGUUCCCCGGCGAGCGGCCAACACUUGACGACCGUGCCGUUUUCAGGUUCGAGGCGGCGUGGGACAGCAGCUUGCACGGCUCCCCACUACUCAACAGGGUGAGCGCGAAUGGAGAGGUCGUCUACAUAACACUCAGCGCAUAUCUGGAGGUGGAGAACUGCGGGCGGCCGGCCAUCGUGACCAAGGACCUGUCGGUGGUGGUGGUGGGGCGCGAGGCUCGCACGGGCCGCUCCCUGCGUCGCGCACUCUUCGGAGGACGACACGCGCGCGCAGACCACCUCACCGGCGUGUACGAGCUCAGUCUGCACCGCGCGCUCGAGCCCGGCGUACAGCGGCGACAGCGUCGUGUGCUGGACACGAGCGGCACAUACGUCCGUGGCGAGGAGAACUUGCACGGCUGGCGACCACGCGGCGACUCGCUUAUAUUCGACCACCAGUGGGAACUGGAGAAGAUGACCCGUUUAGAACAAGUGGGCCGUACGCGACACUUCCUCGCAUUGCGCGAGCGUUUGCGGCAUGGACACGAGAACACCGUCACACCCAACGACUUCACCAAGACAGAGAAGGAAGUAUGCAAUAUGGCUGCCAAGGCGGCGGCUGAGGGAGCACGCGAAGAAAACGAGCGUGAAUUAGCACCAGGCGAGAAGGACCUCGCUACCAAAUACAUCAAACUCAUGCAAGGACGGAUAGGGUCGUCUGGCAAAGAGGUAGAAACAGCAGUGUCGCCGGCAACGCCAGUCGACGAGGGCGUCUCAGCUGAUAUUUCCACACCUAGUCUACUCUCUUCCAUACAUAGUGCCAGCAGCUUCGAACUGUGCUCCCCGGAGCGCGCGCUGCUGGAGAAGUCGAUGGCGGCGUGGGGCGGCGGCGGCGGCGCGGGCGGCGCGGCCGGCGCGCUGUACGUGCCCGAGUGCGAGGAGGUGCGCGUGUCGGCCGCCGUCGCGCGCCGCGGCUACCUCAACGUGCUGCAGCACGGCACGCACGGCUGGAAGAAGCGCUGGCUGGUGGUCCGGCGGCCGUACGUGUUCAUCUACCGAGAUGAGCGCGACCCCAUCGAGCGCGCGGUCAUCAACCUCGCCAACGCGCACGUUGAGUACUCGGAGGACCAGGAGCAGAUGGUCCGCAUGCCUAACACCUUCAGUGUGGUGAGCAAGGAGCGCGGGUAUCUACUGCAGACCCUCGGUGAUAAGGAAGUACACGACUGGCUGUACGCCAUCAAUCCACUCCUCGCGGGACAGAUUAGGUCCCGGUCGGCGCGGCGCGGCGACAAGCAGCUGCCGGCGGCCGACAAAGCGCAGCCGCAGACCGCAUGAGACAACCUCACAAUGGAGUCUAUCCUUGUUUUUUAAGUGCGUCACCGACGGCCACCUCCAACAUAGGGCCAUAUCCGCCGCCCCUCCCCUGCACGGACAUUGAAAUGGCCGAUUAUAAUCACUUUAGGUUAUACUGUAGUGUGAGUACAACAUUACAAGGUACAAAUUUUAUACUAAACGCUAAAUUAUUAAUGAAAUAACAAUUUUAAUCACGUAUUAGUUAAUUGCGGUCGUUAAUGAGUUGAUAUUUUCAUUCUAUAGAAAUUAUACAAUAUAUUUAUGUAUUUUGCACAAAGUGCAAAACAAUAUAAAAAUUGUAGUUUUUCAUUUUCUAUUUUAAAAAUACAAGAGUGAUUUAUCUACAGUAUUAAGUGGAAAUGUCAAUUUGAUAAUGUGCUUUUAAUUUUGUUUCUACAAUAGUUUUGAUAACUGAUCUGAUUGUUUAAUAAGGUCGGUAGGUAUUGUUAAAGACUAUAUUAAAUUUACAAUUGUAAAAUUAAUAUAAACAAUAGUCUUCGCCAACAAUUCUUAUUACUAUAUAAAUCAGUAGUUGAAACUAUACAAAAAAAUUUUACAAACUUAUUUUGAAUUAUCUGAUCUCUGUACGACCUAAAGUGAAUAUUGAUCUGAUUGUAUAUAGUUGGGAUCUGUCUGUGCCUGGUUUGGUGGAGUGUUAUAAAUAUAUAUAUAUGUAUAUAUUUAAAGUCCUUUUGAGUGCUCAAUAUAAGCGCGAAAAAUCUUAAAUCCUUAUGCUCCAAAACAUGACAAUUUAUAUAAAUAUUUUUUCUUCCAUCUUUAGAAGAUAUUAUAUUUUUCACAAUGUAGGGACCACAAAAUGAAUUAUUAAAAAGUAACAAUUCAAUUAAUUUAGCAUAUCUUUAAUUUGUUAGCAAUUUUAAACAAAUGCAUAUAAUGCGAAUACGACUUAUACGUAAACUUUACAACUAUUUUAUAUUGGUACUAAUUUAACAUAUUUGGUGGUCCAUAGGUGGGACCAAACCGGUGCACCGAAUUUAUGGGAUUGGGGUAAACUAAUAACUAUAUUUACAAUGGAAUGAUUAACAAAUGAAACUAUAAAAUUAUAUACUUAAUUUUGUCUAUGGCCAUUUCAAUUUCUACUAGGGAGAAUGCGUGCGGUUUUUAAUAUCUUAUUUACUAUCUAUAAACGUACCUAUAUUAUAACACUAAGGUCUUUGGACCACGAUUUUUCCUAUCUAGAUAGAAAUUAUAUAUAAUGAAUUUGGUCUUGAUUGCUAUGCCUACCAUAUUGUACGGGAAUGACGUUCCUUGAAUGAUUAUAACAGGAUUCGAUUUGUUAAAUUGAGUGUUGUCAAAGUAGCAAUAUACGCCGCUUUGAUAGUCUUCCCCUUUGUUAAAUUAUCAUCAAAAUUAACCUAAAUGUUAAUAUAAAUGUUUUUCUCAAAUUUAAAGCAUCGUGGUGCAAUGACUAGGUGGGUGUUUAUGUCCUAAUUGUGCAAUAAUGUCUUUUAUGUGUUGCGCACAAAGUGUAAUAUGCAAUGCCGGCACACGGCAAUGUCUGAUAGACUCCAUUUGUAAGACCUAAAGAAAGUUGAUGUGAAAUGACAAAUUAAUGAAUCCAAUAUAGACCUUCUUCUAAUGUUGAAUACAAUAUUAAUGUAAUUUACCUUGUAUAUACGUAUGACCGAUUGGUAGAUUAAUUAUAUUUUGUGGCUCAAAAGGCCAACUGAAGAUGGCGAUAGUCCGUACUCGUAUGACGUCAUACGUAACUUAUUCAUUUCACAUUUUAGUAUUGAUUGUAAAUACAUAAUGAUAAUUAAUGACAUUGUAAUUAAAAAUAUAGACCCUCAUCUUACGAAUAAAAUAUUAGAACAAUAUUUUGUGUGCUACCAAUUGUAGUGGCCGUUAAUUUAUGCAGAUCUUUAAUUUAUGAUUCAUUUCUUAAAAUGAUAUACUAUAAAAUAUUUAUUACUUGUUUCAUUGGAUUGUAUAAAGUAGGUUAAUGUGGAUGUUACUAACUAAUAGAUAUGUUUAUUUCUCGUAUUUAUUUCGUUCGUUGUGAGGGCUCGUUCGAGCCGCAACGUUUACUGGCAACCAUUCCGGUCCUGUAGAUGAAUACAGCUACACAC
Messenger RNA from Achroia grisella, 7551 nucleotides. RefSeq names its product kinesin-like protein unc-104 (gene unc-104). Gene Ontology annotation, molecular function: ATP binding; microtubule binding; microtubule motor activity. The coding region runs from base 188 to 5443 and encodes 1751 amino acids. The record is from RefSeq and is a predicted model, not a curated record. NCBI's taxonomy places the organism in Eukaryota, Metazoa, Arthropoda, Insecta, Lepidoptera, Pyralidae. The transcript is spliced from 39 exons. Gene Ontology annotation, biological process: microtubule-based movement.